Molecule: messenger RNA, 1872 nt
Organism: Seminavis robusta
Lineage: Eukaryota; Bacillariophyta; Bacillariophyceae; Naviculales; Naviculaceae
Source: the annotation of a GenBank genome assembly
AUGAAAGAGGAAAACAAGAGAGCCGCCGAGCUCAACGAUGAGGAACGAAUCGAAGUGCAUUCCUUCGAAAGAGGUAGAAGUACCGGUGCGGAUGCCAGGGCAGGUUCCAGAUGCGAGGAUGAACAAGAUAUUGAAAAGUGUGAGAUGUUAAGAUCGACCACGAGCACAUUUCUCAUGGACAUUGUUCAACAGCGAGCAUUAGCCGCUGCGGAUGAACAGGGUAGGGUCAACAGGGCCAACAUACCGGUGAGCGAAGACAGCGUCCAUCAUGAGAAUCAAGUUCAUGACCCCGACAAGAAGUCACGAACAAAACCAGGACAGGAGCUGGCGGUGGAGAACCAGAUUGAUGCCAACACCAAGGAAAGUGUAAUAACAAUGCUUGAAAGGAAUGGUACAUGUAAAACGGGGAUAGCAGCGUUCAUACAAGUACGAGGAGGAGAGGUUGGCGGUAGCAGGACCGAUCAACCGUGCACUGACCAAUCCCAACCCGGAGCCUACGCUGUUGCGCCUUUGCCGCCCCAAAACAACACUGAGAAUGGGCAAGAAAAUACUAUCCCAACCAGAGUUGAUAGCGGGAUGCAAAAUGAGGUGUCUGUCUGCCCGCUUCCUCCCGCCAAUACUUCAGGCCUUGUAGAGGCUGUCGAGGUGGAUGCCAACGACGAACACAUGAUUCAUGGUCUCGCAGAACCCGUCCCGGAACCAAAUCAGCAGCAAGAUGGGCCGUACCGAAAGAAGGUGCCGUGCCGCCUCUUGAUCAUUGCCGCGUUGCUAUGUAUGGUAGUGGCAAUUGUCGUACCUUGCACAGUUGCAAAAGGCAAAACCAACGAGGUGAUCCUCACAGCGUCCACCUCGACCUUGCGAUCCGCUGCCCCGUCGGCAGCCCCAUCUGCAGCACCAUCCGAUCAACUCGAUCAGCUCAUGGCAGAUUGGCUCGACGAUACGAAAUCCGAAUGUGAUUGGUACUCUGGCCUCUAUGGCAACUUUGUGGACAAGGACGUGUAUUUGCAAGCAGACGGGGGGUUGGCCUGCAAUGAAAGAGGUGAAUUCGAGAACCUCAUUCUUACGCAGGGGUCAUACUUGGGCUUUUCGAUUUCCCAUGUCUCCAUGCCGCGGGAAAUGUCGCUGUUGACAUCCUUGAAACGGAUGGAGUUUGGCAAAAAUGGUGGUCACAACUACACCCUGGCUGACGUGAUGCCUAGAGAAAUAUUUCAGCUGACCAACUUGGAACGACUUCGGAUCAAUAGUGAUGACCUAUUGCCUUCGUCGAUCCCCAGUGAAAUUGGACUGUUCACCAAACUGACUGACUUGGGGCUCUGGGAUAUCUCGUUGACGGGAUCUAUACCGUCCGAAGUUGGUCUUUUGACGAAACUCACUUGGCUUGGCUUGAUGCGAAGUCCAGACUUGACUGGUUCCAUUCCCAGCCAACUGGGAAAUUUGGCUUACAUGAAGGCUCUGAAACUUUCAGGCAACUCCUUGAGUGGACGCUUGCCUUCGGAGAUCGGUUUGAUAUCUGGGCUGAAGUCUUUCGAGGUGCAGGACAAUCGCAUAUCGGGCAGCAUUCCCAGUGAGCUGGCUGUGUUGAGGGAACUACAAGUACUUCGACUUGAUGACAACAACUUGACAGGCCAGCUGCCAGAGGAACUAGCCUGGGCACACGAAAACAGAUCCAAACGCUGGGUCACUGUAGAAGGCAACGACGAGUUGUCGGGAGCUGUUCCAGAGGAGCUAUGCAAGCUGAAUGCCGAUAAAACUUGCGAGUUUUUAGUGCCUCAAGGUCCAAGUAACGAACCCGUUCGAGUUUUUUGUGGUUUUGACUUUGAUUGUACUACGUCCCUCUGUGGUUGUGCUGCUUGCUCGUGUUCAAGCACCUGA